Botrytis porri is the source of this 258-nucleotide messenger RNA. RefSeq lists its product as uncharacterized. The record is from RefSeq and is a predicted model, not a curated record. The coding region runs from base 1 to 258 and encodes 85 amino acids. The transcript is spliced from 2 exons. NCBI's taxonomy places the organism in Eukaryota, Fungi, Ascomycota, Leotiomycetes, Helotiales, Sclerotiniaceae.
AUGAUAAUUUUUGGCCCAGGGGUCGCUGAAACUGUUGCAGAUUCUGCUCGAACAAGCCUCGACAGAGAGAUCGAACAGUUACGAGCUGAAGGCAGACUGGAAGCAGGGAAGAAAACCCUAGAGGGAUUGAGAUGGACGCCAGGACGCUUGAAGCUGCCCGAGGCUUUGAGAAGAAUAUUGAUCUUUCACCUCUCACUGCGCUCGGAAUUGAUACGAACAAUAUUGCGAAGGAGGAUAUCAAGUGGACUGGACCUGUAG